Anthostomella pinea is the source of this 420-nucleotide messenger RNA. The record is from the annotation of a GenBank genome assembly. NCBI's taxonomy places the organism in Eukaryota, Fungi, Ascomycota, Sordariomycetes, Xylariales, Xylariaceae.
AUGGUAUUCUUCAAGUCUAGAUACACUCGCGCAGCGGCAGUCCCGCGAGCAACCGCCGUCCUCCGCAGCAGCACAACAAUAGCAUUCCCCCACCGCCCCUUCGCCUCCAAAACCGCCCAAGCAACCCAAGGUCAAGCCUCCCCCGGCACCGCGUCCAACGUCGGAUCGAACCCGGGCAGCGCAUCAGCCGAGCAGCAGCAGGUCAGGAAGGGCCGGGCGAGCGGCGCCGCCUCGUCGCCCGACUCGGCCAGCGUGGCGACGCCGGUCAGCAAGCCCAGCGAGGCGACCGGUGGGCAGCAUAGCGAGGAGGACACGGAUGCGCAGGCGGCGUUCAAGCAGGACCCGGACAAGAGCGGGGGCGAGAAGCGGCGCGCGGUUGAGGAGCAGGGGCAGAAGCCGCUGGAUCCGGCGGAUAAAUAG